AGCUAUUUCAGCUAUCUGCCCAUCGCGAGGGGAACGCUCGCGCCGCACCCGUCGGUGCAUGGAAGAGUGAGGCGUAGCCGAGUUGUUCGAUUCAUCGGGCGCAGGGGCCGCUUGCGCUGGUGGCCUUCGGCCGCCGCCCGCCUGCGGAUGGAGGGCGCGCUGAGCUCCCUGCGCGCGGGCAAGCUGGAGGGAGUGCUGCGAGCGCCUACCUUCUACGUGGAGACCGAGAGGCAAAGCAGUACCCUGGCCACGUUCCAGCGAAGAGAGGAGCUGGUACUAGACGUGAUCCACAGGAACAAGAUUCUGUGCUUCCAUGCGAAGGAGUACCAGAAGCAGCAUCCAGACAAGGCCAAGCGGAAAAUCCGGGACGCGGACGUGACGAUGGAGUCGCCCAUGAUCCUGGGAGUGGCCGACGGUGUCUCGCAGAUCGAGGAUUUCGGCAUCGAUGCCUCCGAGCUACCGAAGGAGCUGCUCCACACCUGUCAGCAUCUGGGUGCCACCAAGCUCGAUCCGGCGAGCUCCACGUUUCUGCCACAAGACAGGUACCGUGGCCCCAUCCCGCUGUUGAGAGAGGCAUUCGAGUUGACUGAGAGCCUUGGCUCAACAACUGCGGUGCUCGCGUUGCUGGACAACAGCACCAAGAUUCACGGCAAGCCGCAUCCCAUGAUCGCGGUCAUAACCGUGGGCGACUGUCAGCUGAUCAUGCUGCGCAGAACACAGGUCCCGGUUUCGGAAUCGAGGUUCGAGGAGGUCUUCAAGACCGAGAUGCAGCGCAUCGAUGGCCACGUGCAGACCCCGUUGCAGAUAGCCCGAAUUGGCAAGGAUGUUGACCCAAACUUCCACGACGGCAUCACUGUGGAGGUGAUCGAAAGGGGAAGUGGGGUGCAUUGCGUCUCGGCCUACGAGGGGGACUUGGUGGUCAUGGGCAGCGACGGGGUUUUCGACAAUCUCUUCCCCGAUGAGGUAAGGGACAUCUGCAACAGCAUCCUCCCUCCUGGAACGCUGGUGCCGACGCCCGAGGACAAGAUGAGGGAGCUCGCCGAGACGAUCGUUCUGGCAGCGCACGAGAAGACCUACCUUGGGCCCGAUGGCAGGACCAGGGACACUCCGAUUGGACGUGGAGGGAAGGUCGACGACACGGCCGUUGUCGUCGGAGAGG
Molecule: messenger RNA, 1159 nt
Organism: Prorocentrum cordatum
Lineage: Eukaryota; Dinophyceae; Prorocentrales; Prorocentraceae
Source: the annotation of a GenBank genome assembly